Molecule: messenger RNA, 1929 nt
Organism: Hordeum vulgare subsp. vulgare (domesticated barley)
Lineage: Eukaryota; Viridiplantae; Streptophyta; Magnoliopsida; Poales; Poaceae
Product: cyclin-D5-3-like
Exons: 5
Coding region: 407-1438 (343 amino acids)
Biological process (GO): mitotic cell cycle phase transition; regulation of cyclin-dependent protein serine/threonine kinase activity
Cellular component (GO): cytoplasm; cyclin-dependent protein kinase holoenzyme complex; nucleus
Molecular function (GO): cyclin-dependent protein serine/threonine kinase regulator activity
Source: RefSeq, a predicted model, not a curated record
UCUGGUGCUAAACCCUUUCCCGUCUCUCCGCCACCACUGGCGCGAAACCCCGCACGCAUCCGUCCAUCCCUCCCUUCCCACAGCCCACGCGCCACGCCACCUACGCCUCAACCUCCCAUCCAUCUCUCUCUCUCUCUCUCUCUCUCUCUCCAAUCCGUCUCUCUAACUGCAGAUUCGGUUCCCCUUUCGCCGGGCGCGGGCGCGGGCGCGGGCGGGCGGCGAGGGAGGAAUCCUUUUCUCAUUUCUGUUCCAACUCAUCCGCCGCACCGCGUGCCUCCUUUCCCCCCGCCCCGCUGCUUCCGCCACCGCCAGAUCCUCUUCUUUCCUCGCUCUUUCCUUCCUUUUUCCCCGCGCAUGCACGGGGACGGCCUCUUGUGAUUGAUUCACGCCCGCCGCCACGCCGCCAAUGGGGGACGCGUCCACCUCCGCCGCCACGCCCACCUCCACGCUCAUCUGCCUCGAGGAUGGCAACGACCUCUUCCUCGACGACGACGACUAUAGCCCCGCCGACGGCUUGGCAGCCGACGACGGUCUCCUGCUCCUCGACCGCGACGACGAGUACGUCGCGCUCAUGCUCUCCAAGGAGGGCGCCGCCGCCGGCGGCGGCACGUGGGGCGACGAGCUGGACGAGUGGACCAAGGCCGCGCGCGCCGUGUGCGUCGACUGGAUUGUCAAGACGAACGCGAGGUUCCUCUUCAGCGGGAAGACGGCGUACGUCGCGGUGACGUACCUCGAUCGGUUCUUGGCGCAGCGGCGAGUCGAUAGGGGGAAGGAGUGGGCCCUGCAGCUCCUCUCGGUGGCCUGCCUCUCGCUGGCGGCCAAGGUGGAGGAGCACCGGGUGCCGCGGCUGCCGGAGUUCCGGCCGGACGAGUACGACUUCGACAGCGCCUCCAUCCUGCGCAUGGAGCUCCUCGUCCUCGGCACGCUCAACUGGCAGAUGAUCGCCGGCACCCCGUUCCCCUACCUGAGCUGCUUCGCGGCCAGGUUCCGGCACGACGAGCGCAAGGCCAUCGUCCUGCGCGCCGUCAAGUGCAUCUUCGCCUCCAUCAAAGCGAUGAGCUCGGUGGAGUACCAGCCGUCGACCAUGGCGCUGGCGUCCAUCCUCGUCGCGCGCGGCGGCGGCGGCGGGGAGGGGACGGCCCCGAGCCUAGACGAGGAGCUCAAGGCGAUCCUGGGCACAUCAUGGCAGCAAUUACACACCGGGCAUGUGUAUUCCUGCUACAGCGUGAUGAUUCAAGAGGAGGACAGGUCCAUGCAGUCGAGCAGGGAGGUGGCCUCCUCCGGCGUCUCCGCCGCCGCCCACGUCGGGAGCCCGGACACCUCCGUCGCCAUGGCCAUGGCCGCCAACGACAAUAACGCCAUUGCCAUUGCCACCACCUCGGCGGCGGCAGUCACCGACAAUAAGAGGAAGAGGCUGCAUUCGCCUCAGCGCCAGUAGGCAGCAGGAGGAGCUGGAGCUGGAGUUCAGCUCGCACUCUGGCUGCUGCUAAUUGCUCUCAGCCCCCUAGCCUUAGCCUUUUUUUCAUUAGCUUGAUUGAGCAGCGUUUUUUUUUGUCUCAGAGGUAGGGUGUGGCUAAAUAGGGGGGCAGGACUUGAUUCUUGUGAUUGUGCAAUUAUUACAGCUGAUUGGUAAGUUAGGAUUGGAAAGAUUUCGGUUUUCAGGAGAUCUUUCCCAUCGGCUUAAAAGGGCAGUGUAAAGAGGAAAGAGAGAAAGGCCAAGUAGCAGCAGCAGUAGCACCCAGCCGGCUCAAAGUGAGGUGAAAAGAAAAGAGAAUGAGUGCAAAGCCUAGGUAUGAUAUGAGUGGGGCACCAUUUUUUCUUCUUCCCUUGUGUAUGUGUGUGCGAGCUAGCUGGCUGGACCUAUCCUCUCGUCCUCUUUUGGUCACUCCAUCGGUGACAAAUAAUAAUACAGUGAUAGUUAAGCAGAUA